Rotaria sordida is the source of this 777-nucleotide messenger RNA. Lineage: Eukaryota; Metazoa; Rotifera; Eurotatoria; Philodinida; Philodinidae. The record is from the annotation of a GenBank genome assembly.
AUGCAUGAAGAUCAAAUGUGGCUUGAAGAAUGUGUGGAUAAUGAUCCUUGGAAAAAUGUAGAAAUUGCACCAAUGUUUCAAUAUCCUGUUAUGGAAAAUGACUUUUUAUCUGAUGAAAGUAGUCAGACUCCUCCAGAGAAAGAUAUUGCUGCAGCGCUUGUCUUAUUGAAGAUCCGUCAUCGAAUAUCAACUAAAGGUAUUGAUGAUUUAUGUAAACUAUUAAAAAUGUUAAAAAUGUCAAAGACUCCGAAAAGUUUUUAUCGGAUUAAACGUCUAUUACUACCAAAUCCUUCUGCACCAACUUCUGAAUUUGUUACUUACAUUUGUCCAGUUUGUUGUGAAGCAACAACAUCAUUGGAUCACUGCAGUAACGAGCAUUGUACACAACAUAAACGUUUUCAUGCACCACCUUUGUAUUAUUUACGAAUGCCAAUUCUUCAACAAUUACGAGAAAUUCUUGAUCAUGCACCACCAUUAAAUUUUGAACAACAGCAAGAAAAAUCUGCAUCAAAUAGUGAUAAACGCUUACUUCAUCUUUGGUUUAAUAAAAAAUAUAGAAAACAACCAUGGAGUAUUUACUCUAAGUUAAAUGUAGUUGAUCGUUAUUUAUCUUCAAUAAAUUAUCCAUCAACAACUGUUCGUAUACCUCGUUCUUUAUCAAAAUACGAACAGUACAAAGCGAAUGAACUUCGAAGUAUUCUACUAUUUGGUUUUCCUGCUUUAUGUUCCGUCUUACCAUUUCGAUAUGCAAGACAUUUACUUUUACUUGCCGUUUAA